AUGCUCACAUAUAAAUCUUACGACGAUGUUGCCUGGGCAAUAAGCACCCAGAUCUGGAAGGACUGGCCAGAACUUCUUCGCACUGAUGGGGACAUCUACAAUGAUAUCGGAAUUAUUCUUUCUGAACAGUUCAGUGACCUUGAAUGGGAACUUUUCGAAUUCCUUUCCACUGGUGGUUUCAAUGUCUGUUUCAAGAUGAAUUUCACCAAUAACUUUGGCGCUGUGAUACGGUUCCCACUGCCCGGUGCUGUGAUGUUUCCUGAAGAAAAAGUUCGCAACGAGGUCGCUGCUAUGCAAUUUAUCUUGGAGAAAACUUCAGAUAAAAUACCAAUUCCAGUGCCUUCUGUCUUUCGCUCGACAGAGACAAAAGAGAGUCCUUCAGACCUAGGUCCUUUUAUCAUCAUGAACUAUAUCCAACACAAAGGUAGUAUGGGUGAUCUUCUUGAGACUCCGGGACGCCAAGCAGGAGAAACUCCUGUGCUUAAUCUAGGCCUUGAGCUAGCCAGACUGGAAUCUCUCUAUAGAGAACUGGCCAAGAUUUCUCUUUCAAUGGCGACACUUUCUUUGAGCCGGAUAGGAUCUCUGCACAAGAAUAACAAUUCUAUAUGGGAAGUAUCAUGCCGUCCACUAUCCUACUCUAUGAACGAAAUUGUUCAGUUAGGGACGCUGCCUCGAUCAGAACUACCGACCACUACUUAUGAUAAAGCUUCAUCAUACUUUGAAGCCCUGGCGGAGUUACAUAUUUCGCAUCUCAAAAGCCAAAGAAAUGAGGCUGAUAUUGAGGCUGAUAUUGACAUUGAUAUCUUGGCGGAUGAUUUCCGGCGCAAAUUUGUUGCUAGAUUUCUCUUCCGAAAACUUGUUCGAGACCCAGAGCGAAGGCAGCAAUGGAUAUUGCAUGAUAAUGGCCCAUUCCCAGUAUGGUGUGACGAUUUUCGACCAGAAAACGUUCUAAUUGAUGAAACCGAGAAAGUUAUCGGAGUCGUGGAUUGGGAGUUUACCUAUACUGCUCCAGUUGAAUUUUCUUAUGCACCACCUUGGUGGCUGCUGCUUAAAAAGCCAGAAGAUUGGCCUGGAGGCCUGGAUGAAUGGUGUGCAGAGUAUGAGAAACCGCUUCGGACGUUUCUUGAGGCAAUGCGAAAAUGCGAAGAUGAGGCAAUUCAGAAAAAAAAGCUACUUGAGAGCCAGCGGCUGUCUAGUCAGAUGCGAGACAGCUGGCAGAGUGGAAACUUCUGGAUCAUGUACGCUGCAAGGCAUAAUUUUGCCUUCGAUGCCAUAUAUUGGAAAAAGAUUGAUCAGCGGUUCUUUGGGAAGACACCAAAUACAGACGGCAAUCAUUGUGAUGUAUGGCGCAAGAGGCUUCAUCUCUUAGAACCUGGAGAAAAGAAACUGAUGGAGGAAUAUGUGGCUUUAAAGCUCAAAGAGAGGAACAUAGUGCGUCUCAAUUGGGAUCCAGAUGAGUACACUGUGGGGUGGAUACAACGGAUGAAGGAGAUCAGAUGGAAGGAGAUGGAGAGGGAGGAGAAGGAAAAGACAGAGAGGGUGUCACCGCCAAGCCAGGACGGCUAG
Penicillium chermesinum is the source of this 1566-nucleotide messenger RNA. RefSeq lists its product as uncharacterized. Bases 1 to 1566 code for a protein of 521 amino acids. The record is from RefSeq and is a predicted model, not a curated record. The transcript has a single exon. NCBI's taxonomy places the organism in Eukaryota, Fungi, Ascomycota, Eurotiomycetes, Eurotiales, Aspergillaceae.